CUGGCAGGUCUGGGUUUAGAAACUCUUGGUCGCGGUUUUCGACUUUGCGCCCCCUUUUCAGCAAGGCUGUCAAGAGAUCCUGCUCUUUUUUGAGGACGGUUGUGAUCCACGUGAGUCGAACUGGGCAUUCUUCCUUUUGCUUUUUCCUCAGGUUCGCGGUCUGGAGUAUAACAAGCAGCCGAGGAUCCCCAUUCAGAGAGCAAGAAUUCCUACCCUGUCCCCUGGUUCUGGGGCCUGCCACCGAGGUCGGAUAUACCCUGAUUGUUAUUUAAUGAAGAUAACUUACCAGUCUUCGUUGCUGUCGACUAUUCCCAAAAGAAGAACCUUGAUUUGUUUUUAAAGGAGAAACAAAGGCUUUUUAAAAGUUGCUCGUCCACUUCCUACCGCUCCACCCCCAAGCGUAUAAUUUUGUUAUAGAAGUAGAGGCUCUUUAAACAUCUCUUUCACUCUCUGGUGCUAAUUUCACUGCAUAAUGACUUUCUGUUUGUUUGGGUUUCGAAGCUUUUCUAAGCUUUGGAAGAACAACUCAUACCUUUGGCUAGGCCCAGGAAACUCUCUGUCUCUCUUUCUCGUGGACUGCUAUGGCAUCAGGAACAAACAGAGGUGGUUUUCUCUUACAACAGUGUCUCCACAGAAUACCAAAGCAAUGAAUCUGCUGAUUGCCAAGACCAGAUAUCACAGGAAAGGAGAUGAGGGAAGUAAUAAGCAAGUUUCUUCUGAUUCUCCUCAUCUUUUUGCAGCUGGAGCAGCUAAGAAGAGAGCACAGAUGAAUCCUCAGAGUAAAGAUCCUGUCUCACCACCUCUGAGGAACACUGUUCAACUCCCGACAAAACCUUUGAAUUCAGAGGAAUGGGAUAAACUUAAGGAAGAUUUCAAAGGAAAGGCCAAUUUUGAAAACUGGAUCAGCUCACAGAUAACUCACUGUCGUAGUUCUGUAGAUGUGGCCAAAUCUCUGCUGGCAUGGGUAGCUGCAAAAAACAAUGGUAUUGUAAGCUAUGAUUUACUGGUCAAGUAUUUAUAUCUCUGUGUCUUUCAUAAGCAGACAGCAGAAAUUUUUGACGUCUAUGAAAUCAUGAAAGCCAGAUACAAAAGUUUAGAACCAGGGGCUUACACUCUCCUCAUCCGGGGAUUAAUCCACUCAGACAGAUGGAGAGAGGCCUUGCUGCUAUUAGAAGAUAUCAAAAAAGUCAUGAUCCCUUCAAAAAAGAACUAUGAUGACUGUAUCCAGGGAGCCCUCCUUCAUCAAGAUGUAGACACAGCUUGGAAUCUGUAUCAGGAGUUGCUAGGUCAUGAUCUUAUUCCAAUGUUGGAAACUUUAAAAGCCUUCUUUGAUUUUGGGAAAGAUACAAAGGACGAUCAAUAUGCAAACAAACUACUAGACGUUCUUUUGUAUCUAAGAAAUAAUCAGCUAUAUCCUGGGGAGUCAUUUGCACAUAGUAUAAAAGCAUGGUUUGAGAGUGUUCCUGGAGAACAAUGGAAAGGACAAUUCACCACAAUCCAGAAAAGCGGUCAAUGUUUGGGCUGUGGAAAAACCAUAGAGUCUAUUUACCUGAGUCCAGAAGAGUAUGAAUUUCUCAAGGAAAAUAUCAUGAGAAAUGUGAUAGAUGGAGGUGAUCAAUACAAAAAGACAACACCUGAGGAACUUAAGAGAUUUCAGAAUUUGGUAAAUAACCAUCCUCCUUUUGAUAUUGUUAUCGAUGGACUCAAUGUUGCCAAAAUGUUUCCUAAAGCUCGAGAAUCUCAAGUUCUCUUGGAUGUGGUCUCUCAGCUAUCCAAGCAGAAUCUGCGGCUGCUGGUCCUGGGCCGGAAGCACAUGCUAAAGCAGUAUUCCCGGUGGAGAAAGGAUGAGAUGGAAAAGGUGCAAAAGCAAGCAAGCUGUUUCUUUGCUGAUGACAUCUCAAAGGAUGAUCCGUUCCUUCUGUAUGCCACACUGCACUCAGGGAACCACUGCAAGUUUAUCACAAAAGACCUGAUGCGGGACCACAAAGCUUGUCUGCCUGACGCCAAGACCCAACGCCUGUUCUUUAAAUGGCAGCAAGGACAUCAGCUGGCAAUUAUUAGUAGGUUUCCAGGAUCAAAAAUAUCCUUUCAGCAUAUUCUCAGCUAUGACACAGUGGUGCAAACAACUGGAGACUCGUGGCAUAUACCAUUUGAUGAAGACCUGGUGGAAAGAUACUCCUAUGAAGUGCCAAACAAAUGGCUUUGCCUUCGCCGAAAGACAUAAAGACGCUUACCCUCUAGGCUAAGUUUGUGUUUAAAUGCCCUCCUGGUUGGCAGCAGAGCUCUAAAGUUGAUGCUUGUUUGGGGUAUUACCUGUGUCCUGAAGAUAAAAUGAUUCUGUUAACACUGUUUGGUCCAUUUGGUCUGUAUGUCAACAAAUUGGUUUUUUCAAUUAAAUGAAAUACAAGAUCUUUUCAUAACCAGUUGCACAUUUUCCCCCUAACAUUCGUUUUCACAUGUUUAUCUAGAGUUGGGGAACUCAGUGCAGAGUGAAGCCUACCUUUCUCCUGUUGAGCCAGCUAUUCCACUUAGUUAGGCAACAAGUAGGGCUCCUGGUAUCCAUUUUGCUACUCUGGCCUCACUUUCCACGGCCACCGAAGCAGAACCAGUCCAUCUGGCUCUGGGCUACUCACGUUGUUUCUAAACCGCUUCACCCAUCUCUGGCAUCCUCUCAUUAUCUACAUGUCAUCACCUACCCACACUGAAGGGUCCUCUGUGAUAAACUGAUCAAGAUACCAAAGGCUUACCAGUAACUUUUAGUUACUUAUCACCCAAUGAUUUGAGUUGGAAGAAAGG
This is a messenger RNA of Trichechus manatus latirostris (Florida manatee), 2796 nucleotides long. It is a transcript of the gene PRORP, whose product is annotated as protein only RNase P catalytic subunit. Bases 473 to 2224 code for a protein of 583 amino acids. The record is from RefSeq and is a predicted model, not a curated record. Gene Ontology annotation, molecular function: protein binding; ribonuclease P activity. Gene Ontology annotation, cellular component: mitochondrial ribonuclease P complex; mitochondrion. Lineage: Eukaryota; Metazoa; Chordata; Mammalia; Sirenia; Trichechidae. The transcript has 7 exons. Gene Ontology annotation, biological process: tRNA 5'-leader removal; mitochondrial tRNA 5'-end processing.